AUGGCAGGCCGACCAGGCGAAACGCACCGUGGCGAUUUUGGUGGCAGUGCCAACUGGGAUUUGCAGCAAGUAGCUCGAUAUAUUUGCCAAUGGGAAGCUGCUAACAGUACAAAUGGCCAAACAUUGUUGAAUGCGAUUGUUCAAUAUUUGACCGGCCUUCAGUCGAACGGUACCUUCCAACCAUUAUUGUCGAAAUACAACCAGACCGUCGCUUACGUUCAAAAUGCGACAAAUAAGGCACUGUUCCUAAGCAACUGUACACAAUUCUUUCAAGGACUGAAAGAAGCAUUCACAAGAGACAUACAACAGCAGGAACAAAUUGAACAGCUCGGUAGCAGUGUGAAACAGCAAGUGAUGAAACUGUUAGUUGACGUAUUCAACGGCAUCGCGCAAUCAUCACCAUCAUCGGCGACACAGAUGAGUCCAGAGUCAUCAAUAAUACUGACAACAACAGCCGUUGUAGGCUAG
Didymodactylos carnosus is the source of this 468-nucleotide messenger RNA. NCBI's taxonomy places the organism in Eukaryota, Metazoa, Rotifera, Eurotatoria, Philodinida, Philodinidae. The record is from the annotation of a GenBank genome assembly.